Molecule: messenger RNA, 2293 nt
Organism: Impatiens glandulifera
Lineage: Eukaryota; Viridiplantae; Streptophyta; Magnoliopsida; Ericales; Balsaminaceae
Product: vacuolar protein sorting-associated protein 45 homolog
Exons: 13
Coding region: 240-1946 (568 amino acids)
Biological process (GO): vesicle-mediated transport; intracellular protein transport
Cellular component (GO): Golgi membrane
Source: RefSeq, a predicted model, not a curated record
CAGUUGGACGGGACGGUUUGAUUGAUAUAUGAACCUUCUCUACUUCAUUCACAAUUUUCCUUUUUUCACCAUUGAUGCAGAUCUGAAGCUUCUCUCAAGCUAUUCCAAUUCAGUCAAUCGAGGACGACUACAUCUUUCACAAUUGCGACUUCUCAGGAGCUAUUCUGAUCAAUCUAAGUCGUCGUCGUCGUCUGAAAUAGAAAGGAACGGAAUCACAGACCUCUUUCACAUCUUCGACCAUGGUGUUGGUAACUGCGGUACGAGAUUACAUCAAUCGCAUGCUGCAGGAUAUUUCCGGCAUGAAAGUCCUUAUUCUAGACGCCCAAACGGUUAGCAUUGUGAGUGUUGCAUAUUCUCAAUCAGAGCUCCUUCAGAAAGAGGUGUUCCUGGUGGAGCUCGUGGAUUCCAUUUCCAAAUCGAAAGAACCUAUGUCACACCUUAAAGCAGUUUACUUCCUUCGGCCGACAUCAGAGAAUAUCCAGCUUAUGAGGCGUCAACUGAGUAAUCCAAGAUUUGGAGAAUAUCAUCUUUUCUUUUCCAACUUAUUGAAGGAUACACAGCUUCAUCUCUUAGCAGAUUCAGAUGAACAUGAAAUAGUUCAACAAGUUCAGGAAUUCUACGCGGAUGUUGUUCCAUUGGAUCCUUAUCAUUUCACUUUGAACAUUGUGGCAAAUCAUAUGUAUAUGCUCUCCACAGUUGUAGAUCCUCCAGGUCUUGAGCAUCUAUGUGAUCGAAUUGUUGACGGUAUUGCAGCAGUCUUUUUGGCAUUAAAACGACGUCCAGUAAUUCGAUACCAACGGACAUCUGAUAUUGCAAAAAGGAUUGCACAAGAAGCAGCGAAAUUGAUGUAUCAACAGGAGAGUGGCCUUUUUGAUUUCAGAAGGACAGAAAGUUCUCCACUCCUACUUGUAAUUGAUAGGAGAGAUGACCCAGUCACACCUUUACUGAAUCAGUGGACAUAUCAGGCUAUGGUUCAUGAGUUGUUAGGUGUUCAAGACAACAAAGUGGACUUGAGUAACAUUGGCAAGGUUUCAAAAGAUCAGCAGGAAGUUGUUCUAUCAUGUGAACAAGAUGCAUUUUUCAAAGCCAACAUGUAUGAGAAUUUUGGAGAUAUUGGGAUGAAUAUCAAGCACAUGGUUGAUGAGUUUCAGCAAGUUUCAAAAAGUAAUCAGAACAUCCUGACCAUAGAAGACAUGGCUAGAUUUGUUGAUAACUACCCCGAGUAUCGCAAAAUGCAUGGAAAUGUCUCAAAACAUGUGGCAUUGGUAACAGAAAUGAGCCGGAUAGUUGAAGAGCGAAAACUUAUGUUAGUAUCACAAACUGAACAAGAAUUGGCUUGUAAUGGUGGACAAGGGGCAGCAUUCGAGGCUGUAACCAAUCUUUUGAAUAAUGACUCUGUAUCUGAUAUUGACCGAUUGCGCCUGGUUAUGCUUUAUGCUCUGCGUUAUGAGAAAGAAAGUCCAGUUCAACUUAUGCAGCUUUUCAACAAACUUGCUGCUCGAUGUCCAAAGUAUAAACCGGGGCUUGUUCAAUUCUUGCUAAAGCAAGCUGGUACAGACAAGCGAACAGGGGAUCUGUUUGGAAAUCGUGAUCUUUUGAACAUUGCACGUAACAUGGCUCGUGGGCUUAAGGGGGUUGAAAAUGUGUACACCCAACACCAGCCACUUUUAUUUCAGACGAUGGAAAGCAUUGUCAAGGGACGGCUGAGAGAUGUGGACUACCCAUUUAUUGGAAACCAUUUUCAGCAGGGAAGGCCACAGGAUGUAGUUAUCUUCAUUGUUGGUGGAACGACCUAUGAAGAGGCGCGGUCUGUAGCUUUACAGAACUACGCUAAUACAGGAACUCGAUUCAUAUUAGGAGGUUCCUCGAUUCUUAACUCUAAGAGAUUCCUAAAAGAUCUUGAAGAAGCUCAGAGAAUUUCUAGGUCGACCAUGAAUGUGGUUUGAGGUGGUGGGUCAUGUGGAAGAAUAGAUAUCUGUUCCUGGUAAGAGAGAUGCAUUUAUGACCUCAUAUUCCCAGUUAAGAUGCGAGAAGCAUUUUUUGGUCAUUACUAGUUAUGGUUAGAUGUCCGACUCUUAACACUCUUAUGUAUAUAUAUACAAGACCAGCUGGCAUAUUCAUCAGGUUCCUUUGCAUAUGCAGAGGUUUCAUGGCAUUGCUGUUGUUGUAGAGUAGUUGUGAAUUGUGAUUCUUUUUAAAGCGGUUUCCGAGGAUAAUGUGUUUACCCUAUAUUGCGAGUUCAGAGUUUUACCAUGAUUUUGGCUAUUGCAGUAUAAGAAAUGCUUUAUGAUUA